UCCACAAUGCUCACCUUGGCUAUUUUGCUUCAGGCUGGGUUCCCACCAGGGGUGAUAAACAUUGUUCCGGGCUACGGGCCGACAGCUGGCGCUGCCAUCGCUGAACACAUGGACGUCGACAAGGUUGCCUUCACGGGGUCAACAGAGGUGGGUCACCUAAUCUCACUGGCUGCUGGACGAUCUAACUUGAAACGAGUUACAUUGGAGUUGGGUGGCAAGAGCCCCAAUAUUAUCUUCGCAGACUCUGACUUGGACUAUGCCGUGGAGCAAAGUCACUUUGCUCUCUUCUUCAACAUGGGGCAGUGCUGCUGCGCUGGCGCACGCA
This is a messenger RNA of Priapulus caudatus, 325 nucleotides long. Its product is annotated as aldehyde dehydrogenase, mitochondrial-like. Gene Ontology annotation, molecular function: aldehyde dehydrogenase (NAD+) activity. NCBI's taxonomy places the organism in Eukaryota, Metazoa, Priapulida, Priapulimorpha, Priapulimorphida, Priapulidae. The record is from RefSeq and is a predicted model, not a curated record. The annotation marks the transcript as partial. The transcript has 3 exons.